GUUUCUCCCUGCCACCUGGCGGUGGAGCGGGGCGGAGACCAGACUUGCUCUCGGAGGCGCCGCGCGGCUCCUGCGCUCGUCCCAGACCAGGUAAUACUUGGAGGGGAUGGGGGAGGGGGAGAGAAGAGCAUCCAGGAGAGUGGAUCUUUCUUUUUACAGAUAACAUUUGUAUUUAAACAUAAUCAAUUUUAUACAUCAUGGGAUUCCCUGAAUCCCCCGGCUUCCCCCCCACCGAUGUCUUCAUAUAUAUAUAUAUAUAUAUAUAUAUAUAUAUACCCCCUUACUGUAUCUAAUUAUAUUUAUCCAAUUUGGUUUAUAUCCACUUUUAACCCUACAAAAUUACAUUACAAGUCCUGCUAACAUCUUCAAGCGCUUACAGUGUUCUUUAAGAUAUUCUAUAAACUUUUUCCAUUCCUUAAAUUUCUUAUCAUCUUGGUGUCUGAUCUUCCCGGUCAAUUUUGCCAUUUCGGCGUAGUCCACCAUCUUGAUUAUCCAUUCUUCUUUGGUUGGAGUUUUCUCUUAUUUCCACCCCUGGGCGAAAAGCAUCUUAGCAGCUGUCACAUACGUAAAGAGUCUUUUCAGCUCCUUUGGUAUUUCUUCAAAGGGUGGAUUUUUACAAUGGGGCAGGAUCUGGGAAGGGCAGCCGACAGGAGUCCAUUUGCACUUGGGCUCUCAGAUAGAACUCUGCACAUGCUCAAAGCGUCCCUCUUCACAAAGAGGCAGGUUCUGUGAAGAUCAAACACACACCCUGCCCUUCAAAAAAAAUGUAUGGACCCUGACAGGGGUGCCAACUUGAAUAAAAUGUGGGGGGAGGGGCAGGUAAGCCCUGCCUUGCAUAAUCAAUCACAUGAUGCAAUGCCUUAAGGACUGUCUCUUUCCAUAUGGACCUACCCAGACCCUGAGAUCAUCUUCUGAGGCCUCCUCCUCGAGAGGUCCGGAGGGUGGCAACACGAGAACGGGGCCUUCUCUGCAGUGGCUCCCCGUCUGUGGAAUGUGCUCCCCAGGGAAGUUCCCCUGGCGCCUUCAUUAUACACCUUUAGUCGCCAGCCAAAAAGUUCCUUUUUAACCAGGCCUUUGGUUGACCUGAUCAACAUCCCAUACCCUUUUAAAAUGUGGCUCUUUUUAAGGAGGUAUUAUUGGGCUCUUGCUUUUAUUUUUAAUUUAUAUAUUGUGAUCUUUCGAUGUGAACUGCCCUGAGACCUUUGGGUAUAGGGCGGUAUAUAAAUGCAAUAAAUAAUGAUGAUGAUGAUGCACGGAUGCACACCAUUUGAAUUGCAAUGCCCAUCAACUUGAUGGGGCACCUGUCAAACAUUCUAUGGGGUGGCGAAGCCCCAUCACCCCUGGAAGAUGGGGGGGAGGGAGACGCGCAUCCAAGACGGUGGAUCUUUCUUUUUUUUUUAAUUUUUACAGACAAGAUUUGUAUUUAAACAUAAUCGAUUUUAUACAUUUAUGGGAUUCACUGAAUCCCCAGGCUUCCCCCGCCCCUCCAUGGUUUCCAAUAUAUAUCUCUUUUUUUUUCUUAAUGAUGAUGAUGAUGAUGACGAUAAUGAUGUGGCGCAUGCACACCAUUUGAAUGGCAAUGCGAAUCAACAUUUUGUGGGCGGGGGGGCCUCCCUCAAACAUUCUAUGGGGAAGUGAAGCCCAAUCAACCCCUGGAAGUUGGCUCCUAGUAUGGACACGGAGCCAGAGAGAUUUGUGCUAGCUGCUCACUAUUAAACAGGGAGGUACAUUAAUUUCUCCAACUGAACCAAGAACAGGAGAUACAAGUCUUAAUGGCAUGGCAUGGCUUUCCACUUCCUGCACCCAUCUCGGGGAGCAGGUCAUAAAUCAAUGGACAGCAGGGUUGGGAAAUGCUAAGCUAGAUGGAUCAAUCUAGUCUGACUAGGCAUAAAGCAGCUGAACUGAAGCAUUUAACGCUGCAACAUUUUGUUGCAGUACCCCGCUUUUCCUUGCCUAUGGCCCACUCACAGAUCUUGUAUGUUUGCUUCUUCCCUUUGCUCCCCUCUUUCGUGGUUCAUCUCUUCAGGUGGCUGAGACCUCAUUGAUGGCAGGGAACAUGGAAAAUUUGCCCGAACACCUUCUGUUGGAUAUCUUGUCUCUGGUUCCAGCAAGCGACCUCAUUUACAAUUGCCGGCUGGUCUGCUCUCAGUGGCGGGACUUGGUAGACCUGCCAGUUCUGUGGAAGCGCAAGUUCCAGAAAAGGGACCACGACUCUUCUCCAAAGCCAUUGGCUUUCUACAUUUUCUCCCACCUAAAAAAGAACUUAAUCAAGAACCCUGAUGGUCAAGGUACGUCCCCAUUUAUCUGGGAGAAUAAAACGCUCCUGGACAGAAAUCUGAAUAAUAAAGCCUUUAGGAACAUAGGAAGCUUCUGUACACUGAGUCCCAAUAUUGGUUCAUCUAGCACAGUAAUGUCUACACUCGGGCUGGGCAAUAUAUCGUCCAAAACCGUUUUGAAGUUCCCCUGAUGAUAAUUUUUUCAUAAUAUUUGAGCUGGUAAUAUAUAAUAAAUCACAGUGUGUAUAAGGGCUAUGCAAUAUCUGGUUUUCAAUAUCACAAUAACUCACCAGCUAAACACUGCAAUCUUAUCAGCGGCUAAAGCUCACAAUAUCACCAGCUAAACACUGCAGUCUUGUCACCAGUUAAACAUUGCAAUCUACCAUCGUGUCUGAAAUAAGGAUGGAACUAUACAGAGGUGAACAGGACAAUGUCCUGGCAACUGCUACUACUCAGGGGUCUAAAACGGAUAAAUGACAAUAUUAUCAAUCAUCAGCAGGCAAGCCACAAUGCAAUCCAGCAGGACUUUUGGUCUUGGUCUUGGCUACCAUAUGGUGGUAUUCAGGACAAUCCAAAGUGCGGUGGUGAGUCAUAGUGAAUACAAAUAACCUUGGACUGCUAGACCACCAGCAGACCUGCUAGGAGACAGAAGAAGCAGCAGUGGCAGAAACACCUUGCCAUGACUGCGGUAUCUAUCUGUCUGCCUGCCUGUCUAUCUAUCUAUCUACACACACACACACACACACACACACACACACACACACAGUACCAUAUGUAUAUAAAUAAUUGCAUAUUCUAAAUAGCCAAGCACCGUGUCUUUUCCAGGUGUAAGAACCGAGAGGUUACUGAACUACAGCUCCCAUCCACCCCAGCAAUCGAGAAAUGACCCAGGAUGAUGGAAAUAGUAGUUUAGCAACAUCUGGGGGGCCAAAGAUUCCCUACACCUGCUCCUCAGAGUAGAUCUAUUGGAAUUAAUUGCCCCUAGGUAAUAAUGUCAGUUAACUUCUGGGUGUCUACUACUUAAUCAUGCAAACCAAGGGUGAUAAUUUAACUACGGUCAUUUCCAGGCUGCCUGUUUUUUGCCCCUUCAUCCUGAUUAUUUGCCCCACAUUUAAGGAUACUGGCUAUUUAUAGAGCAAAUUCAUUUGUGGGGAGGUUUUAUGGCAUUGUGUCAAGAAGUCUGAUUUGUUGAGAUGCGGGUUUCUUGCACACAAUCAUCAGACCAGCCUAAAUCUGAGACCCUGAACUUUCCAUUAUGCAACUGGGUCCCUCUUGGAAAGAGUGACAGUCUGAAAGUGGCCUAAGUCAUUCUUGUUUUCUUUCUAACCCAUGGGCUGCUUCCAUGCACUCAAAGCAUCUCUCUUCAUUUUCCCUACCACACACACUGCAUCAGAUGGCCUGGACUCCUGGGAAAUCCAGACACCUGCCGAGGGCCACUGGGAAACUGAGGAACUGUCCAUAGAAGACUCAAAAAUCAUCAGUAGGAUAAUCGGCAUUUAUUGGAAGAAUGAUGAAGAUGCUCCUGUUCAGGUCUACAAAUGCUUUGCUGCAUGUAACGGGUGAGGAACCUAUCAUUGUCCGAACUGAAAUCCAAUUAAAGAUGAGAAAAGGGAGUUUUCAUUUGCCCUGGUGCGAGUUCUUGUGCUUCACACUGUAUUCUGCAUAAGGAGAGCCGCCGCCCCCAAUAAAUAUAACCCAUAAAAAUGCAAUAGUCACAAAAAGGUGAAGCAAAUUGCAUCACCAAAUCCUAUCAAAUGAGCUGUUCUUUUUUUUUUGUAUGGACAAAAGAAGUCUGUGUUGUGGGGAGUGGUGAGAGCCAGGCCCCCAGUGGCUUUCCCUUAAAAAGGUUGCUAGCAGACCAUCAUUCCUUGCCUCUGCAUAGGAGGGGGCAAAUUUUCUUUCCAGGGAGCUGGAGGUGGCCCACAAUAGCCAGUUGCUGAGCCUUUUAGAACACGUGGUCCAAAAGCUGUGGAUAAAAGGUAAAGGUCAAGGACCCUUGGAUGGUUAAGUCCAGUCAAAGGCAACUAUGGGGUUGUGGCACUCGUCUCACAUUCAGGCUGAGGGGGCCGGCGUUUGUCCACAGACAGCUUUCCGGGUCAUGUGGUCAGCAGGACUAGACCGCUUCUGGCACAAGGGGACACCGUGACGGGAGCCAGAGUUCAUGGAAACACUGUUUACCUUCCCACCACAGCGGUACCUAUUUAUCUACUUGCACUGGCGUGCUUUCGAACUGCUAGGUUGGCAGGAGCUGGGACAGAGCAACGGGAGCUCACCCUGUCAUAGGGAUUCAAACCGCCAGCCUUCUGAUGGGCAUGCCCAAGAGGCUCAGUGGUUUAGACCACAGUGCCACCUACAUCCCCCAAUGCUGUGGGGUAGUGAUGGUGUUGCUUAAUGUCUCAGGCCCUGCAGCAAGUCUCAGCUCAUCACCUUGAAGGAUGAGGGCUACUGGGACGAACUGAUGGAUGAAGCCAGACCCAUGAUUGAGGUGAAGGACUGGUGAGUGCCAAGUGUCCUGUCCAGGCUGGGGCGUGGGGAGGGUGGACGCCCCAAACCAAGUUCUCGGCAUGUGUGAGGAUAGUCCAAGGAUAGAUGAGGUCAGUGGGCUGGAGGCAGAGGGGAGGGUCUGCUUGGACCUAGGCUUCAGCCCCAGGGGCAGUUGUCUAGAGGAAUGAAGGCUGCCAUUGGCCAUCACUUCCAUGGCGGCACAGAGAGGGCAGUGGUUCUCAAGGGUUUCAGUCUUAUCUGGAGAUGCCAAGGAUUGAACAAGAGACCUUCUGUAUGCAAAGCAGAUGCUCCAACCACUGAGCUACUGACAAUUAGGGAUUGCAGUUUGUCUCCGCUUAUUUAGAGUGGCACCCAGUCCAAAUUAGUUACCACAUGUGUUCAUCAGGAAGGCACUGGAACCCAUCUUUUAGUUUUAUUUUGAAUGUUAAUGAGACACUUCCUAAUAUUGAGUCUCUUUACUUCCCUGACCAAAGAUACCCAGAAAUAUAAAAAUGCCGGCACCAAGAUCCAGUGCUUUUUUUCUGGGGAAAUGCAGGGGUACACAUACCCCUAAACAUUUUGUGAAUCUAAUGGGAGAAGAAACUUUAAAAAUGUAAUUUCUUCUCUAGCACGGUAAAUCAUCAGCUGUGUCAUAUGAAGUAAUCCAAAUGAAAAAAAGUUUCUUUGUACUUUUUCCACUUACUGUAUUUAUUUCCCCUGAUUUGAAGUAUAACAUGGUGAUUUUAUUGUGUCAAAAUGAGAGUACCCCUAAACAUUUUUUUAGGGAAAAAGCACUGCCAAGAUCUCUGUCAAUCACCAUGUUGUAGUGGCAGAAAUAGUGGUGGUUGAUGUGCCCAGCUGGAUCUCAAUUUGUCCCAGGCUCAUAUAAUUUCUCUCUCUUCCUUCUCCCCCCCACCAAAACCAGCAUUUCAAGAGAGCCUGGUUCAUGCUAUAAACUGAUCGUGAAGCUGUUGUCUGCAGACUCUGAAGUCCUUGAAGAACAUCAAUAUGAAGAACCUAGUGUGUCAAUGUGGUUUCCGGUGAGCUGAGCCUGAGUAGAAAAUGCACGCUUUUUAAAAUUAGUGGAGGGUGGUCUAUGGGGGUGAAAGUAAUCCCACCAACCUCCAUCUGCUACAACAUGCAGGCCUUCUUGUGUAAAUAUUUCAUAAAAGAUAUAUACCACUAGAUUGUAGAAAACCUUAAAGUGUCUUACUGACAAGCAGCUCAGCUGGUUGACUACCUGCAAGCUUCCUCUUGCUUAACAUCAGGCAAGAGGAGAAUGGGGACAAAACUAGACUUUGUUGACUGCCUCUGCCUCUCCUUGGGCUCUGACUCACCCUACUGUUGGCUUCCGCCCUUCUGCCCCUCCAGCCACUGCUGUGGGGUAAAAGUUCCAUCCUGGAAGGGGUAGUUUCCUCUCUGCAACCUCCCCCAGCCCCAGCAGCCCCGUCCCUUUUUUCUCUCCUCUCCAGGUUUCACACACUUUUGAAAACUACCCUCAAGGUGUCCGUCAUAUCCUCUUUGAACACAAAGCGGACAAGAAAAUCAGCCUCCUUAAGUUCCUCUACCCGGAGCACUGCCCAAGUGAAGACAGGGAGCCAUCCUGGGCUGGGAUGAAGGUAUUACAAAGCAGCAUCAAACUUCACCCACCACCAAUGGCAGAAGAAGAGGAUGACGAUUACUACGACUACCACUACAGGGAUUACCCUGAUCCACAUUCCAGCGAUGACGAAAUGCCUUAUUGGCUUUGGCAUUGGUCCAAUUAUGAUUCGUGGUACAAUGAUGACUGGUACAAUGAUGACCGCUCCUCUUCUUAACGCCAUCAUGCCUUCUCUCAUCUGCGCUAAAUUUUGCACCCUGUUGUGGCCUCGAUUUUGCGUUCUCUUUGCUUCUCUCAACUUGUAUCUUUUGCAGAUGCUCUGUUUCUACAAAUCUGUGACCUGGAAGCAUGUCUGAAUAUGAAAGCAAGGCAAGAGAUGGGAUGGCAAGGAGGUUGGUGAAAACUGACUACCUCUUUCUUAUUUUUUAAGUGAGAUGGUUUUGGGAUAACAAGGUGUCCUCUUCCCCCACCCCCAUUGGAUAGGGUACAUCACAACGAUGGGUGGCAAUCUGAACUCUUAAUGCUGCAGAUCAUGGCAUCAGUGACACUGGCAUAGAUCUAAAAAAAGACUCCCCAUUUUAACCCUAUGUGUUGAACCAAAGGUGAAUCGUUCCGGAAAUUCUGCUAAUGCCAUCUUGGUAGUCAAGAUAACACCACAAUUAAUGGCUAGCUGUUGUAGCAACGAACUCAUAUAUGCUUAUAUUUGCUUGCUUUGAUACAAGCUAAUUAGCCGAGUUUGAUGGUGUCCUUAUCUGUGGGCUUGGGGUGCUGGGCUCUGAGUCCACAAAGAGGAACUAUCUAUAAGAUUAGGUAUUGGCCACCCAAGUCCUCAACUGGGCAGGUGAAGCAAUGGGAUGUCCCAGGCAAUGAAAUGUAUGCUGCUUUGCAUAUGCAGAAUGUAUUCACUUUUGCUUGGGUGUGGACAGACCAUCUCCUUGCUGCAGUGUCUGUCCUGCAUCUCUGCAAGAGAAGGCCAGGAGAUCCGGCUUCCUGGCUUCCUGUAUGCCUAUACAUUUCUUAAUAAAGCGCUAGAAUGGAUCAUU
Molecule: messenger RNA, 7403 nt
Organism: Podarcis lilfordi (Lilford's wall lizard)
Lineage: Eukaryota; Metazoa; Chordata; Lepidosauria; Squamata; Lacertidae
Source: the annotation of a GenBank genome assembly